UGAUAAAUUUUGAUGGUCAUUUGGAACGAAAUGAAUCAAUUCCUCACGAGGAAUACUUCCAAGGCCACGGCAGAGAAAAGAGAGCUUUCGCUCUGUGACUGUUGCUGACAUUGCUAGAAGAUGUGGUCGAAGCUAGCACGCGGACCAGUGCGGCUGUGUCGCUGUGCAGUGAACAAGCCACAGCCGAUUGUGCAGAGCUGUUCAGCGGUCAGCACUUAUCUCAGUCACAUUGACUUGAGGAAAGACGACGCCUGGUCUGUACAGGUCACGGAGCUGAGCGCUCAGAGUCCAGGGGAAAUUGCCGAGUUUGCUCGCAUGGCGUACCCUCAGAAUGGCGUUCUCUUCGUCGACGCCGGACAGCCGUUUAGCCAGCGCUUCCAUGCUGCCUAUUAUGUAGCAAUGAAGAAGCUUGGCCAGUUUGAGAAGCCUGCUGAUGUUCUACCGCUGCUAGCACUCUGGCUGUCCUAUCCAUGCGAGGAUGGUGAGGGAACAGGACGAGAAAACGACCAUUACACGCAGGAGCUGUGCCGGCAUCUCUUGGCCAUGGCCUCGCAACUAACUGCCGCAGACGUUAUCGCCCUAGUCAAUGCAUUCCGCGUGCCGCACAUCACCUCCAUCCCCGAGCCCAUUCUUGUAUUCACUAGCCGUUGGAUCAACGCCGUGGUGCCGCACAUGCAGCUGUCUGACGUCACGGCGCUGUUGCAAGCAACCGGCGGACUCGGAAAGCACUUCCACUCGUUCUUCGACACGUGCUGCCGUCGGCUUCUGGAGGCUGUCGGCGACAGGAUGAUUGACGCUAGGACCCUGGCGUCUUGUCUGCACGCCCUGUCACUCGAUCGCAUCUGGUCGGAGCAGCUGGUGGCCUGGUCCGCCGACUCUCUACUGCAGAGCGGCGGCGAGACGUGGACAAACGCCACGUGUCAUCACGUGGUCACGUCGUUGUUCAACCUAGGCUGCGUUCACACGGCGCUGAUCCAGGCGGCCGUCACGCGCUACACGCCCGACAUGCAGCGGAACAGCCGCCAGUGCCUGGAGAUACUGCACUGCUGCCAGCUGUUCGACCUCUACCCCCAGCACCUGAUCGCUGCCGUUCGCGCCUGGCUGGCAAGCAAACAGAUGUUUGACUGGGACCUGGACGAGACUGCUUGGUUGGUGGAGCGGCUGCUGUUCCUGGAGAUAACGUGGACGAUGUCGCACCCCAAUGAGCCACCACUGCUGUCUGACCAGCUGCUGGGGAGAUUUCUGCGUGACGCCAGCUUGAAGCUUCCAGUCGGCAAGAUCUCGCCGGGCUCUAUCCUGCGCUAUCCGUACGUGUACAACUUUGUGGCCCACCAGGCAGGUGGCAAUCAAUUUGUGGCCACAGAGGUACAAUUGUUCACUCAGUCAAUAGACAUGCUGAUAGUCAUGGACCAGGUUGGCUGUCUGCUACCUGCCGCCCAGCACCCGUCCACCGCCUCGCCACCGCUCAUACCGCCGCCACUUGCCACUCGCAUACGACUGGCCAAGGCGCUCACGCCCGAGCAAAUCGAGAGGAUGAAGUGGAUCGGCUUGCCGUUCCGUGCCAUCGCCAUCCAGGUUUGCGAGCCGCAACAGUGUGUGCGCCGCACCCUGAACGUGGACGGCGAGACGGCACUGCAGGAGAGGUUCCUGUCCCGGCUCGGGUACAGCCUUGUGCGGGUGCAGCUUGACGAGUCUGGACGCUUUGACAAGGACGCGUUAGCCACGUCCCUGAACGCAUGCUUUGCUCUGCCUCCGAAGCAGGACAAUGCGGUCACGCGAUUCAUCACGUCGCAUUUCGUCAAGAAGGAGGCAUCCAAAGCCUCCGCUAAAGGCCAGAGGAGGCGGUGAGGCGAUCGACUGUGACCCGUCUUAGACUUGCACACAGGAUGGCAUUGUACAACACGCUCUCUGUCCCAGUGUUUGUAUCAGGCCAUUGUCUUUGUUUGUUCUCGUCAUUUUCCUUGAGUGAUGACGGAUUCAAUGUUUCCAAUUUAACAAUCUUCCAUCCUAGUCUUUAACAACUUUACACCACUACUAGUCUGUGAUAGAUUUUCUGUAUCGCCUACUCCAAGCUGACAGUGUACCGGCCUGCUCUUUUGCCAGGCACUUGGCGUUGCUGUCCUUGCUACAAGCAUGCCAGGUGAGCUAUUGUUUGGUUGGCUAUCGCACCGCUGAUGCUCCACUCAAUUCACCAGAGCACUGCGUUGUCCGUCGGUAGUGCCAGACUUUGCUCGUACUCCUGCUGCUCCACGUGGAUACGCUAAUGCCAAUGGCAUGCAACGCCUGCUCUUGCAGCCGGACACUAAUGCCAAUGGCAUGCUACAGCUAUGCCUGCGCUUGCAGCCGGACUUAAAUAACUGUGAUUGCCGUGAACACCGGCGCUUUAUUUAACAAGUUAGAGAACGACAUGCGUGUGUAAGCCAUGGAGCAGGUAUUCUACGUCUCCCUGGUGUAAACUUAUUAGCCUGCUAACCGAUUCAGCCGCACACGUGUACACUAUAUCGGCCGAGUACAUGUCAUAGGCUGUUUUACGAGCUGAGCAUGCAUCAAUCACACUGUACAAUAACCGACGUGGGAAACCACCUUCAAUGCUAUCUACACACAUGUACUUGAAUAAAUGAAUUUUUUUAUGUA
Molecule: messenger RNA, 2634 nt
Organism: Sycon ciliatum
Lineage: Eukaryota; Metazoa; Porifera; Calcarea; Leucosolenida; Sycettidae
Exons: 6
Coding region: 121-1848 (575 amino acids)
Source: RefSeq, a predicted model, not a curated record